ACAGUGAAUGAGACACAGGCCAGGACAGUUGAAAGCUCCUGCCAUUACUCAUCGGAAGUUAGUUCCUCACGAUCGACACUUGCCUUCCCUUUUGGUCUUUUCCCCUUCCAUCAACACCUCACCUCAUUCUCUGCGCUUCACUCCUCGGGUUGAAAGAGAAUAAGAUGUAUCUUACUCUCAAAACUUUUAUCACUGUACAUACAGCUUGAUGGAUUAGCUGCUUUAAACACCGUGGCCGAUGACCAGCGAGUUGACCGAUGAGACGCAUUUCCAUGCCUUGAAGGCGACGCUUUACCCGUCCGUUGACGAUACUUUGGCGAAGCUCACUCGGAUUGAUCUGCCGGCCCCGGCCACAGAAGAUGUCAUGGCAUCCGGCCAGCAGCUGGAGCAAUCUCGCGUCCCUGGGUGCAUCCUACUGAACUGUACCACGAUUUAAUUACUCGGUCAGAUGUUCGUCACUGGCCGGUCGGGGCCGACAUUUUUCAUAUGGGUUGUUGCCGGCUCUUAUCUACGGCCAAGUCUACGCGUUCCGCGUCUGGUUUGCUGUUGGGAUACCCUCAGAAAAAGCUCGCAAGGCUGUCUGAGCACACCCCAUCAUAUUCUUUACCUCAAUGUCUUUGACCACUUCGGUCUCUCUACUGGACAUUCUUGGUGGUGUGGGUUAUUACGCAAUGUUUACAUUCGUCUCUGAUCGUGCUGUUGAAAAUACAGAAUUCAACCAAAUUUGUCCAGCGACCUCUGUAUCUCAAGUAUUUCUAGGUUUCCAUAAUUGAUACUGGUCGUUGCGACAAUUCUGAUGCUUCCUGCUUUUUUAUACGAUUGAAAUGCUACAGCCCUCUGCAAACCAGCCCAGGUAUUAGCUGCGUGCAUGACCGC
This is a messenger RNA of Aspergillus welwitschiae, 876 nucleotides long. RefSeq lists its product as uncharacterized. The record is from RefSeq and is a predicted model, not a curated record. The transcript is spliced from 3 exons. Lineage: Eukaryota; Fungi; Ascomycota; Eurotiomycetes; Eurotiales; Aspergillaceae. Bases 449 to 691 code for a protein of 80 amino acids.